This is a messenger RNA of Hippocampus zosterae (dwarf seahorse), 1485 nucleotides long. RefSeq names its product tectonic-1-like. The transcript has 11 exons. Lineage: Eukaryota; Metazoa; Chordata; Actinopteri; Syngnathiformes; Syngnathidae. Gene Ontology annotation, biological process: cilium assembly; protein localization to ciliary transition zone. The record is from RefSeq and is a predicted model, not a curated record. The coding region runs from base 50 to 1309 and encodes 419 amino acids. Gene Ontology annotation, cellular component: MKS complex.
UUUGUUUGUUUGUUUUUGUUAUGUAGUGGCAACAAGCAGUUCUGCAGCCAUGUCACUGCGUCAUAUGCUUUGCAGUAUACUGUGGAGGGGUACUCACAGUUGCAGUCCUUUGUCCAACAAGAGACGUCUCAUCACACUCUCUGCGUUCAGUCACAUCUAUGGAGUUGCAAUCAUGUCUGUUGAAGAAGAGGGAAAAAGAGGAAUAUUUUACCUGCCAGCUUCCGGUAUUUCUGUCGACUGUGUUGACCAGAGUCCUGCAGCAUUCCUCGUGGACAGGAGAAGUCGAUGUUCCCGGCGUGUGGUUCUGAAAGAGGAAUGCAGCUCCCUACCACCCAUAAGCAAAGAUACUUACACAAACAUCAGCCUCUAUUCUGGGGAGAAUGAAGAUGCCACUGUUGUUCCUGUGGAGAUGGCUGCAGUCAUGUUGCAGUCUUCAGAUGGCACUCAAAAUGAAGUUACGAUCGGUGAAGAGGAAAACAUGAAGCCGUAUCUCAUGAAUCCAAAUGUGUGUGCAAAUGUUGUUUUGAAGGUUGCAUACUUGGUGAAGUACAACAAGGCAGGCCAAGUAGUGAAUGCUGCAGUACAUCUGCUGCUUGGGAACUUUAAUGUCACACCAUUUACCCUGGAGCAGGAGUUCUCGAUCAAAUUUAUUCAGGAGGAGAAUAACAACGUGCCAUUCCAUUACAGUGGAAAUCCCGGUUAUAUCGUCGGACAUCCUAUUUUGUCUGGACAAGAAAUUGCUGAAGAUAUGGUUCAAAACCCGGGAGACACACUGUCAAUUCUCCCGAUUUCCGCGAACCAAAACUGUAUGAAUGGUCCUCAUCAGCGUUCUCCUGUCUUGUUUGGUGUGGACUCAAUAUCUGGCUGCACAUUAAGACUGGAGGAAGUAGCCAACUGCUCCCUGGUUUCUCAAAUUAUUAUUGAUGUUCUGCGAGGACAAAACCACCCCCAAUAUGUUGCGACGUUUGGAAACUCCGAAUUACAAAAUUCCCUUGACUGGUUGCCUAUCAAGCGCAGCUAUAAUCAGAGGGCUUCGCAGGUUUGCAGCAUCCCAUUGUUACUUCACUUGGAGAUUGAAUGGACCAAAUAUGGUUCCUUGUGGAAUCCCCAAACUCAGAUUGUGAGUGUCGAGGAAGUUAUCCAAACCAAUACCACCAGUUUGGCUGGUUUUAUCAGAGGCAGUGAUGCGCUCUCAAUUCGGAGUUCAGUGAGCUUCAAAGACAUUUCUGCUGCUGCCCUUCCUGGUUACAGAGCUACACCGACCAUUGAUGCCAACCUGCCGAUUAACUUCUUCUUUCCAUUUGUUUGAUUGAGCAACUUCAUCCAGACUGUCCUUAGAAAGUGUCCGAAAAGUACCCACAUGUAAAAUUGUAAUUACCAUAGAGGGCAAAGAAUCGAUUGGAUAAAACAAUCAAGUAUUAUUCAUGAAGAUAGAAAACUUAAAUCAUGAGCUGAACAGAUCAAACAAUUCAGAAAUUAAUGCAU